AUGAAGAUAAAGAAGACAUUGCAAUUAUCAAGGCUUCAGAACGAACAUAUAGGGUUGUAACGGAAUAUCAUAAGAAUCCAGAUAAUACAUCUAAUUUAAUUUUUUUUUAAAAUCAUAAGAUAAAAUAAAAAUGAGAUAUGGCAGGCAGUAUUGGCUUUUUUAAAAAUAAUUACAUCAAUUUAAAUAUCAAAAAAGAUAGAGAAAUAUAAGAAUAAUGCUGGAUUGUAUGCAAGAAUGAAAGAUAAUGAUAUAUAAAUAGGAUUUGGAUUACAUAUGGGAUGGAAUAUAGAAGGAGUAAUAGGUUCAUCUUUUAAAAUAGAUUUUUCAUAUUUUAGUUCUAAUUUUGAUAUUACAUUUAGAUUUGGAGCUGUUACUAAAUAGUUUGGUUCAAUUAUUUAAUUAGUGGCGUAUUAAAAUAAUAUUUAACUGAUGAAUGUCAAAAAUAAUUAAGAAUAAUUGAUAUGGUUACUGUUGAAGAAAAUAUUGAAUCAAUUGAAAUUCAUACUAUAAAUAUAUCCAUAAAGAAUCUUAUUUAAAAGUUAAAAUAUUAAAGUUACAAAUUUGAUACAAGCAAAAUGAAUCAAAAAGAAUAAUAAAAUUUUAUGGUAAUUAAUAGAUUCAAAAAGAAUAAUUAUAAAAAGAUGUUUAUAACGACAAAGUUAAUGUAGUAGAUCUUUUUAAUAAUGAUGAAGAACUUAUGUAUUGCAGAGAACCUUUUACAAAAGUAUUCAUUUAUAUAUGUCAUUUGUCUAGGUAUUCUAUCAAACUUAGAAUGAAGGGUUUUAAUAUUAUGUUUAAGGUUCCUGGGGUAAAGCAUAAUCUAUAUUCUAAAAAACAUUAGUAUUUUUUUAUAUUUAUUUUCAAGUGGUUGAUUCCUCAAUAUAAGGAUGGACCAUCUAAUACACUUUUAAAUGUAAUAAAUUCUUAUGUUGGAACGGCUCCACGUUUUUGA
This is a messenger RNA of Paramecium sonneborni, 952 nucleotides long. NCBI's taxonomy places the organism in Eukaryota, Ciliophora, Oligohymenophorea, Peniculida, Parameciidae. The record is from the annotation of a GenBank genome assembly.